Messenger RNA from Parasteatoda tepidariorum (common house spider), 3664 nucleotides. RefSeq lists its product as uncharacterized. Gene Ontology annotation, biological process: microtubule nucleation; mitotic cell cycle; cytoplasmic microtubule organization. Gene Ontology annotation, cellular component: microtubule organizing center; gamma-tubulin complex; spindle pole. The record is from RefSeq and is a predicted model, not a curated record. NCBI's taxonomy places the organism in Eukaryota, Metazoa, Arthropoda, Arachnida, Araneae, Theridiidae. Gene Ontology annotation, molecular function: microtubule minus-end binding; gamma-tubulin binding.
CUAUCCUCUAGUGGGACAGAAACAGUUAGUCUAAGACGCAUAAAUAAAUAAAAAUUUUAAGCGGUCGUCAAAUCUUAAUUUAAACAAUCGGAGUUAAAUUUAUUUUAUAAAAUGGAUACACACAGUCCUGAAUAUUCAAGAAUACUACAUAAUCUCAUUUUAAAAUUUAUUUCAAUACUUAAAGAUUAUGUUAAUGUUACUAGUGUGGAAAAAAGUAAAGUAUUUUUUGAAGUGAUUAAAAGAAGUUUCAGUAUUUCUCAAGGAAUUAAAUUGAUUGCUCUUAAUGCUCUUACAAAUGAAACUGCAGAUAAAACUAUUUCUGACAGCAUUACUAGUCGUAAAGUCAAAGAUUUGUUAGAUAUUUAUUUACAACAAGAUUUAAUGGAGUGCGCUGUGAAUUCUGGGAACAUGAUUUGGAAGAAUGUCUCUGAUGAUGAAUUAUAUGAAUCACUUUAUGUGAAUUCCAUUAGUGACAAGAAUACCAUGGCAUCAACUGUAACAAAAUUACGUCCUACAAUGUCUAUGGGAGAUCUUCAAUCAUAUUAUUCAGCAAAUUUAUAUUUUACCUCCUCAAAAACUACUCCAGAUUUAGAUUGCCUUAUACUGUCUUCACAAUUUGACCAGUGUAAAAUUCAAUUUGAAGAAGAUCUGUCUCGACUGAAGUCAACUUUACGAAAUGGGUCACCCUCUUUGGAUUUCAAGAGCAAUGAUGGAUGUUCUAAAUCAAGCUGCGAUUUGGUUGGCGAUUCUCGAAGUACUUUUAGUAAUGAAUCUCAUGAGCUUGAUGGUGUUCAACCAACUUAUAACUUUACAAAUUGGUUAAUGUUUGCCAAUUCUCAAUCAUCUGAUAAUGACCUUCAUCAAAGACUGUUUAGAGACUCUUGGGAAGGAAAAAUGAAGCAGUUUAUCCCUUGUCAUUUAUAUACAUCAGAAUUAAAUUCGAGAGAAGCUCUAUUGAAUGUGACUGAUGAAGAUUCUCCAUUGUUUCGUUGCAUAUAUGAUACAUCUUCUUUAUCAGAAGAUGCUUUGAAGCACGAUGUUCUUGAUUUGCUCAUUGGAAUUCCAUCAGAUACUUUUGUAUAUGACAAUAACAAAAGAAUGUUCCUUGUCAACUCUCAUAUUCAUAUGGAUAAGUUAUCCCAUGAAAGUUCUUUAAGAUUUCUUGAAACGUUUGUUGAUGCAGGGAAUAUGUUUCAUAAGCUGCAGUUAUUUUCAAAGGAGCUAUCUUACUAUGAAGAUGGCUUGGUUUUAAGAGGUUUGAAGUUAGGUAUUCAGCAAGUACUAAACCUAUAUACAGAAUACAUAAUGGGUGUGAAGGUAAAAAAGCCUAGUUUGCAGUUUUUAAGAACAGAUGUUUUAGAAGCUGCUCAGUCUUUGAACAUCUUAGGUUCUGUCUGCAAAAUAGAAAUUGAGAAUAAUAAUCCUGGCGAACUACCUAAGGGCUUGGGUUUGCUCUCCUAUUUAAAGGAAUCUCUGUGGUCAUUUAGAAGGAAAGAAAACGUAGUUAUGAUUGGAGUCAUUUUGAAAUAUGUGUAUACUCCUUAUUUCAAAUUUCUUGAGAAAUGGAUGGAUGAAGGUAUUUGUUAUGAUCCAUAUGGCGAAUUUCAAAUUCUUGAAGACUUUAAAUAUUUAGAUAGGGAAGAUGAGCUAUAUUGGAAGUUUGCUUAUACUGAAAAUUCUGAAGAUCCAAUGAGAGUUGUGCCAAAUGAAAUAAAACUUUACGCUGCUGAUAUUCUAAAAUGCGGCAAAAAUAUGAGACUUUUAAAAAUUUGUUGUUCAUCGAAUUAUAGUUUGGAAUAUAUGCUAAACCAUCCUCCUCCAUCACUUUCGGUAUUAUUCUCUGAUUGUGCCGCAAGGAUCAAAGAAGAAAUGUGUAUUGAAUACAUUAAAAGAAAGGAAGAAGAUGAAUUAGAGUACUUUGUAAAAAAGAAACUCUCUGAUGAUUACGUAUUAGUACAAAAUCAAAGUUACAUUAGUCAAAGAGAAGUUUUCAUUCUUAACAAAGUGUGGUGUAAUCGGUUUCUUUCUCAUUCUCUGAUGCAAUUGGAUUGCAGCAGUGUUAAAAAUGUUCACAUUAAUGAAAGGUUCAAGUCUUGGGAAAAUUUAGCUUACCUUCAUAACACUCACACCGAAAUUAUUUUUGAUGGUGUUGGAAUAUUAUUUACAACUUGCAUUUUUAAUAAAGGUAGUACACUGAGUGAUGAACCUAUGCUGCCAAAAGAUGAAAAUGAUAUUAAGCCGUUAUUGUUGGAUAAAAAAAUCAAUUGUGAUCAAAUCUCAAAAAGCAGCAAUGCUGCUAUCCAUUUUCAGCAAAGUCAAGUAUCAAAUAAUGUUUCAAAUAGCACCAUGUCAAAGUCUUUGAUAAAAUUUCCACCUCCAGUUCCAGAUGAUAUUUUGCCUGGGACAUUUAUGAAUAGUUUAGCAUCAUUAUUAAUCAGUGAUUGCUGUGAUCGAAAAGAAGACAUAUAUUCUUGUCUACAAUUAUCAUCUUUACAAAGUAUCAUGACUUACAACUUUAAAGCUGGAUUUGAUAUGAGAAUGCAUAUUGUUAAAAAAGCAGUUAAGGACUAUUUUAUGAAUCAACUCAAGCUUGAAGAUUUGCUGAUUGGACUUAAAAACACAUACUUGUUGUUGGAUGAAUCAUUUAGUCAAUUGUUGUGUGAGAAACUAUUUCCCUGGACUUUAAUGUGCCAAAAUACUCAGCAGUUUGCAAACUGGAGCAUAUUGAACGAAAUAUUCUGUAAUUCUUUAACUGAAAGUAACUGUGCUAGUUCUUCUUUACUUUCAACUGGGACAGUGAUUUUUGUUGAUCUGCCUGAAAAUGAUAUACUGGAAAGAAAUGAGUUUUUGCAUUUCUUCCAGUUUGAAUUUCAGAUUAGCUGGCCUAUGAAUAUAAUUGUACAUAAAUCCUGCAUUACGCAAUACAGAAAUAUUAAUUCAUUUUUACUUGAAUUGGAUUUUCUCUCAUGGUUGCUUGGAAAUACAUGGGAAUCAUUAAUGUUAGGGGCAAAAUCUUCAAACAUUCAAGAUUCUUCACAAUACAGAGCUAUCAUGCUACAAAGAUUUGACAUGCAUCAGUUCAUUUGUGUCUUGCGAAACUGUAUACGCCAUGAUUUGCAAGGACCUGUGUGGGAAUUUCUGUUGAAAAGUCUGAGUACUGAAGAAUUAAGUAUAGAUGCUUUAGAAAACAUUCACAUUCAAUAUUUAAAGAGUGUAUCAACUAGGUGUUUUCUAACAAAGGAAACAGAAAUUCUUCACGAAAUGGUGAAAGUCAUGUUACGUAUAAUCUAUAAAUUCUGCGUUUGGUCUCUUAAUUGUGAUUGGGAAAUUAACAACCUCACCAAACAAUAUGAGACUGCUGAAUUCAGUGAUUUAACUUCAAUGACUGAAACCUAUAAAAAAUAUGAAGGAGCAUUUUUCGAACGUCUGAUAAAAAUGACAGUGACUCGUAAAUAUGGAGUAACGAAUGAUGAUGGAUUCAAAAGGUUUCUUGAAAUAAUUUUAGAAAGUCGAAGGAAAUGUUUAUGAGUUAAGUAGUGGAAGCAGAUUGCGAUUUUAAUUAUAACAUUUGCAACUUUCUCUUCAAGUGAAGGGUUAUACUUGCUGAAUUUUCAAUUCUUGUAGAUAUUUGUACAGAAAUAAAGCAUUAUAUUACUAUUUUGAA